Labrus mixtus (cuckoo wrasse) is the source of this 1438-nucleotide messenger RNA. RefSeq names its product WD repeat domain 18 (gene wdr18). The coding region runs from base 42 to 1334 and encodes 430 amino acids. The transcript has 10 exons. Gene Ontology annotation, molecular function: protein binding. The record is from RefSeq and is a predicted model, not a curated record. Gene Ontology annotation, cellular component: nuclear pre-replicative complex. NCBI's taxonomy places the organism in Eukaryota, Metazoa, Chordata, Actinopteri, Labriformes, Labridae. Gene Ontology annotation, biological process: DNA-templated DNA replication; rRNA processing.
AGAAGAAGAAUCCCCCAUGUGUAGUGUAGUUUAGAGGCAACAUGGCGGCUCCUCUUGAGGUGAUAGUAAGCAGUGACUCCGGUUCUCAGCUCUGGAACUGCACCGUGUUCGACCUGCACAGCGGCUCCAGCCUGCUCUCUUACCGGGGAGGGAACAGCUCCGCCCGGACUCUCACCGUGCUCAGCGGGGGGCACCUGCUGUCCGCCCAGCUGGGGAAGAACUUCAUGAACGUGUGGGAGAUCCAGAGAAAGGAUCAGCUCCAGCAAAAGAUCGUGUGUCCAGGUGUGGUCACCUGUCUGACCGCCUCACCCAAUGGUGUGUUCCUCGCUGCCGCCAUCGCUGAGGCCGUUUACCUGUGGGAGGUGUCUACAGGUAAACUCCUGUCGGUCCUCAGUCGUCAUUAUCAGGACGUCACCUGCCUGAAGUUUACAGACGACAGCAGCCAUUUUGUUUCUGGAGGAAAAGACAACCUGGCCCUGGUGUGGAGUCUGUCCAGUGUGAUCCAGCUGGACUCAAGCCACACCCCUGAGCCACGUCAUGUCCUGUCUCGUCACUCUCUACCAAUCACAGACCUGCACUGUGGCCUGAUGGGAGCUCAGGCCAGAAUCGCAACCGCCUCCUUAGACCAAACUGUCAAGGUGUGGGAGCUGUCCUCAGGUGAGCUGCUCCUGUCCAUCCUGUUUGAUGUGGAGAUCAUGUCCGUGACCUUUGACCCCUGUGAGUACUUCCUCUUCUGUGGAGGCAGUGACGGCAACAUUUUCCAGGUGUCUCUGUGCAGCCAGAGUCUCAGUCGGGACAAAUCCUUCACAUCUGACAACGACGGGAACCAAGUCUUCAAAGGACACAGGAAUUUGGUCACAUGUCUGUCUGUGUCGAUGGACGGGACUCUCCUCCUGUCGGGGUCACAUGACGAGACAGUUCGACUCUGGGACAUCCAAAGCAAACAGAGUGUCCGCUGCCUGUCUCACAAAGGUCCAGUGACAAACGCCAUCAUCAUGGCGGCUCCGGCGAACAUGUUUCUUCCCGACAGUCGGCCCGCCCUCCCUUUGCCGCGCUUCAGCCGACACCUUCACACCGCUGAGGGCGACGGGGGGGAGGCGGGGGAGGUGUGUGUACGGCUCGGACUCUACUCACAGGAAGAGGAGGAGUCAUACCUGCAGAAAGCUGAUAGGCUGAAUGCUUUGAUCAACGCUGUGACAGACAAGUCUGUGUUCGGUGACGGGGAGAAUUCGAAGGUUCGUGUUUCCGAGCUGGAAGAAGAAGUUCAAACUCUGAAGAAAGUCAACAAAGAUCUUUACGACUUCAGCAGCCAGUUGCUCACCAAGCCCACAUAGACACACACACACAAUGUACACAAUGUACACACAUACACAGAAACCAACACAAUGUCCUGUGACUUUUCCUUGUUUCAAAAUAAAAGCUUUUGUUUUUUCUAUGA